Psammomys obesus (fat sand rat) is the source of this 3215-nucleotide messenger RNA. It is a transcript of the gene Susd2, whose product is annotated as sushi domain containing 2. The record is from RefSeq and is a predicted model, not a curated record. Lineage: Eukaryota; Metazoa; Chordata; Mammalia; Rodentia; Muridae. The transcript has 15 exons. Bases 68 to 2530 code for a protein of 820 amino acids.
GGAGAAAGCCCGUCCUGCAAUCCCUGAGCCACUGUGCUGCCUGCUGGUUGCAGACUCGGGACCCACCAUGAAGCUGGCCCUCCUGCCUUGGACUCUGAUGCUGCUGGCGACAGUCCCAGGCCCCAGGUGCAUAGCAGGUGCCCAGGCCAGCUGCUCCCUGCGAUGCGGCGAACAGGAUGGACUCUGCUCUUGUCAUCCAACCUGCUCGGGCCUCGGUACCUGUUGUGAAGACUUUCUGAGCUACUGCCUGGAGAUUUCACCCUCCUCAGGCUCCAUGAUGGGUGGCAAAGACUUUGUGGUGCAGCAUUUAAAGUGGCCUUACUCCACCGAUGGCGUCAUCUGCAGGUUUAAGGAGAGUAUCCAGACCCUUGGGUAUGUCGACAGCUUGAACCAAGUGCACUGUGUAUCACCCUUGCUCUAUGAAAGCGGCCAAGUUCCCUUCACUGUAUCGUUGGACAAUGGCCGCUCCUUCCUUCGAGCGGGCACUUGGCUGGCCGCUCAUCCCUACAAAGUAUCCGAGUCCGAGAAGAGCCAGCUGGAGAAUGAGACCUACUGGCAAUACUAUGGCACCUCAGACACGAUGGGAAACCUCAGCCUCACCUGGAACAUCUCCAUGCUGCCCAUGCCGGCCGUCACCAUUGAGCUUUGGGGCUAUGAGGAGACAGGGAAACCCUAUUCUGAGAACUGGACAGCAAAGUGGUCCUAUCUAUACCCUCUGGCGACAGACAUCCCCAAUACCGGCUUCUUUACUUUUACCCCCAAAUCCGCAUCACCUGAGUACCAGAGGUGGAAAGUGGGUGCUCUGAGGAUCAUCAGCAGCAAGAACUAUGCGGGACAACAGGAUGUGCAGGCUCUCUGGACCAAUGAUCACGCACUGGCCUGGCACCUGGGUGAUGACUUCCGGGCAGACUCUGUGGCCUGGGCCAGGGCGCAAUGCCUGGCCUGGGAGGCACUGGAAGACCAGCUACCCAACUUCCUGGAAGAACUGCCAGACUGCCCUUGCACGCUGGCCCAGGCCAGGGCUGACUCGGGCCGCUUCUUCACUGACUACGGCUGUGACAUUGAGCACGGCAGCGUGUGCACCUACCACCCUGGGGCCGUGCACUGCGUGCGCUCCGUGCAGGCCAGCCCCAGAUACGGAUCGGGCCAGCAGUGCUGCUAUACCGCAGCGGGCACGCAGCUGUUGACCUCGGACUCAACAGGUGGCAGCACCCCUGACCGCGGCCAUGACUGGGGUGCGCCCCCGUACCGCACGCCUCCCCGGGUGCCCGGCAUGUCUCAUUGGCUCUAUGACGUCAUCAGCUUCUAUUACUGCUGCCUCUGGGCACCUGAGUGUUCCCGCUACAUGAGGAGGCGCCCUUCCAGCGACUGCCGCAGCUACAGACCCCCACGCCUGGCCUCUGCCUUUGGGGACCCCCAUUUUGUCACCUUCGAUGGCACUGGCUUCUCGUUUAGCGGGAAGGGCGAGUACGUGCUGCUGGAGUCGUCGCUGACUGACCUCAGAGUGCAGGGACGGGCCCAGCCUUGGACAAUGCCCAAUGGCACCCAGGCCCGAGGGACAGGGCUGACUGCAGUGGCUGUCCAAGAAGAUAACUCAGACGUGAUAGAGGUGCGGCUACCUGGCAGGUCCCAGGUCCUGGAAGUGUUGCUGAAUCACAAAGUACUCAAUUUCACUGAACAAAAUUGGAUGGACCUAAAGGGCAUGUUCCUUUCGGUGGCCUCGGAGGAUAAGGCAUCCAUAAUGUUGUCUUCGGGAGCUGGCCUCGAGGUCGGGAUACAAGGACCCUUCCUGAGUGUGACCGUCCUGCUGCCUGACAAGUUCCUGACCCACACCCAUGGUCUCCUGGGGACGAUGAAUGAUAACCCCAAGGAUGAUUUCACCCUACGAGACGGGCAGGUCCUGCCCCCAAAUGCCAGUUCUCAGCAGCUGUUCCAGUUUGGAGCCAACUGGGCUGUUCCCAACACCUCUUCCCUGUUCACCUACGACUCCUGGAUUCUGGUCACCACAUUCUUGGACAAACCCAAGCAUGACCCCAACUUCAAACCGCUCUUCCCCGAGGGGAUCACGCUCAGCCCCAGCCAGGCGGAAGGCUUGGCCAGAGUGUGUGAGAACGACCGCUUCUGCAUCCUUGAUGUGAUGAGCACAGGGAGCCUGAGUGUGGCCAAUGCCACGAGGAAUGCCCACCAGUUGCACCAGGACCGCCUGAAGAGCCUGCAGCCUGUGGUAUCCUGUGGCUGGCUCCCUCCACCUUCGAACGGGCACAAAGAGGGCUUGAAGUACCUGGUGGGAUCCGUUGUCCGUUUCGGCUGCAACAGUGGCUACAGCUUAGCAGGGUCGGAGACUAGCACCUGCCGGGUGGAUGGCACCUGGUCCACGCCUACCCCGGAGUGUCAGCCAGGACGGAGCUACACGGUGCUGCUGAGUAUCAUCUUCGGGGGCCUGGCCAUAGUGGCGCUGAUUUCCAUCCUCUAUAUGUUGCUGCGCCACCGCAGGAAGAGCAACAGGACCAUGUGGAGUUCCCAGCCCUGAGACGGGAGCGCGCUUGAUUGACAGCAUCGGGCCACGGGUGCUCGCCAAGACAACAGCCUUCCGGGAGAAGCGCAAAUCUCGUGCGCCGCCGCCGCCGUAGUCCUCCGAUUCCAAUUCCCGCCAUCCACUCGCUGUGCCUUCAACACUGUGGACCCAGUACCUGUGCCUGCCCUGUCCUCCUGACUGAGACUUGGUCCAGACGUUCUAACUCCCGCACCUCCCCUUCUCCUCCAUCAGCAACCCGCCCUCUGUCCUACUGAUUGUGGCUCUAAUUCCUCAGACUUGAGGGAUGGUCUUUUUGGCCUGUCCUAGAACUGGAGUACCUGUGUCCCAAGCCCAGACACUCCUGCACUGAAAGCGAAAGCUCACGUUCCAGUCCCUCCCUCCCCGGAGCCUGACAAACUGAGACCCAGUGCCUGCCCUCCCGUGAGGGCCCCCAGAGCUGAGUGGCCUCCAUUCCUGCCCCAUGUCCCAACUUGAGAGCCCAGCCUGGCCCAAUCCCACAGUGAGGAGUGGCCUCAGGGCCUGAGCAGAGCGGAGGGGGCGGGGGGAGUGCACCAUCCAUCAGAGAAGAGACCUCCUUUGCACACAGAGCUUGUACUCCUACCUCUUCCGUAGCAUACUCAGGAACACCCUCCCUGCCCGUACAAGAAAACAAUGUUACAUCCCCCCGUGCUUGUCUGCU